AUGACACAAACAACACAAGAUCAACAAAACGAAUUACAAAAUAAUUCGUCCACUUCAACUUCAACAUCCAAUGUUGAAUUCGCACCCAAUAACAACAACGAACUUCCUAUAACCAUCACCGCCGCCUCCUCAUCCUCCUCUUCCACUAUAACUUUAAUAGCUCAACAUUCGACUCAACCCGAGAUUUCUAAUUUAGUUUAUAAUGCAAUUAUAGCAAAUGAUAUUUAUGGAUUGGGUAGAAUACUAAGAGAAAAUCCUGACUACGACAUUAACACAUUGAUUACUAAUGAAAUCACUGCCGAUGAAAAUAAUCGCAAGGGUAAAAAUGUUUAUUUGACUCCUUUGAUGAUUUCUUGCACUUUGAAUUAUGUCGAUAUUACCAGAUAUUUACUAAAGAAAGAAAAGAUUGGGAUUGAUCUACAAGAUAAAAAUGGAAGAAGUGCAUUAUUUCAUGCAACUCAUAACGGAAACUCAGAAAUCGUAAAACUGCUAUUACAGUAUAAAGUAAACGUUAACAUCACCGAUAAACAUGAGAUGUCUCCAUUAUUAGUGGCGGCAACUUAUGGACACACCUCAAUAUCUAGAAUGUUGUUAGAGGGAGGGUUUCAAAUUGAUGUUGAUUAUCAAGAUGAAACUGGUAAAACUGCAUUGGCGUUAGCUUGUUAUCAAGGUCAUACAAGCACUGUUGAAGUACUGAUAAAAAAUGGCGCAAAUGUCAAUAUUGUUGACAAGUCGGGUUGGACAGCGCUGAUGUCGUCUGCAUUUUUUGGUAGAACCAACAUAUGCUAUCGAUUACUCGAAUCAGGUGCCGAUAAAACAAUAAGAGAAGCCAAAAAUCAUAAAAAUGCUUCUGAUCUUGCUAUUGACGGCGGCUUCCCUCAUUUAGCAAGUAUGAUAAAUAAUUAUACAUUAAUAAGUAACAAUAAACUAUCUCAUAAAUCACCAAAUGUCGUUACAAGCAUUUCGAGUAUCAAUAGUAUAUUGGUUUCGCGCAAUAACAAUUUUGAUAAUAUUGAAAGAGGCGUUGACGAGAAUGAUAUAUCAUCAAAUUUCCAUUAUGACAAAGAUUCAAAGAGAGUUUCUUUUUUCGCUAACGGUAAUAGACGCUCAAAAAGAUACAGCAGUCAAAAUAUUCAUAGCAUUUCUAGUUUAAAUCGUCAGAAUGAUCAAGACGAUUUGAUCGUGACAAGAUUACAAUCAAAUAAUAAUUAUAGAGAUUCUCUUGAUUAUAAAUCAAUAGCGGAAUCUAUGAAGCAUAACAGCAGAACCAUAAGCGCAGGUGAACGAUUACGUGACGAAAUGAAACCACGUAAAGAGGGUACUAUUUGGUCUUUCAUCACCCUCAUCCUCACCUUCUACAUACCUGACUAUUUGUUAAUCAGGUUUGGUAAAUUAGCAAGUGAAGCAUCUCGCCAAGCUUGGAAAGAAAAAGUAGCAACGUGUCUUAUAAUCAUCAUGGCGGUAGUUGCGACGGCUCUUUUAACAAUAAAUUUGAGUUUUGAGUUUUGUAAUACUCCUAUACCUAUACCAAAAGACAUGAUUCAAAAUUCUUGGUCAGCGACCGGUUCGGAUAGUCAUAGAGUAAUGAUCGUCAGGGGUAAAAUUUAUGGCGUUGGUGAUUAUUUCAAUAUGGAUCUGCAUCGACCUGUUUCUCCUCCUCAAACCAAUGCAACCUUAACACCUUUCAUUCAAAGUUUUUAUGGUCAAGAUGCUACUAAAUUUUUUCCAUUAGAUGGUGCUUCAAUUGGUUGUAAUUAUUCACCUGUAAUUAACAACCUUUGUGGAUUUAGUGACAGUGAAUUGAACGAUGGCAAAUUUCAUUGCCAUUCAUCAAAAAAAUCUCUUGACUCUCUUAAAGCUUUAUACACCAAUCUCCACGUUUCUGUUCCAUGGGAUGAAAUCAAAAAUGCUGCUAAUAACAUAACCAAUAACAAAUACAUUCUAUACGAUUCGCUUGUUUACAACCUAACUGAUUAUUUAUCAGACAAUAACAAUAAUUUAUGGUUGGGAAAAGACGAUAAUUCAAAAACACGUUACAAGUCGUUACUAAACUCAAUAGCAAACAAAGAUGCAACAUUAGCCAUUAAUCGACAAACAGAAUUUACCGAGAUACUACCUUGUUUAGAACAUUUUAAUAUUGGAAGAUUAGAAGGCGUUAGCAGUAACUGUGUGUUGUAUUCGCUAUCAACAAUCUUCUAUGUUGGGCUUUUCAUGUCACUUGGCUCAAUCAAAAUAAUAUCUUCAGUAAUUUACAAUUUCAUCAUAACAAAAAGAAUGAUAAAAACAGACGAUAGCAAACCCGUCAAAAAUUUAAUUGUAAUGGUACCUUGUUAUUCAGAAUCUUCAGAAGCAAUAUCAUCUGCUUUGAAAUCAUUAGCUGUGGCAGAUUAUCCCGAUCAAAAUAAAUUAUUGUUUAUAAUCGUCGAUGGUAAAAACAUUAUUGGAAAACAAAACAAUAAACCGACAUCAGAAAUAGUAAAAGAUUUAUUAGAUUUGAGAGAAGACAAAAAAUUCCAAAACAAAAAAGAAUCAACAAUACCUGAAGAAGGGGAGAUGGAAGAAAAUGAACCUCAGCCAUUAAGUUACACAUCAAUUGCCAAAGAAAAAGGCAACGUCACUGCACAUAACAUGGCACAAAUUUAUUCUGGAUAUUAUAGAUACGAGGAUAGAUCGGUUCCAGCAAUAUUGGUGGUAAAAUGUGGUACUCCUGAAGAAAGAGAGGCAAACAAGAAUUUACAGAAUGAUAGAUCUGGAAAUAGAGGAAAAAGAGAUUCGCAAUUGAUAUUGUUCAAUUUGUUGAGAGUCUCCUUUAAUAAUUCACCAAUGACAAAGUUAGAUUUUGAAUUGUUUGAAAAAAUUCGUUCCAUAACAAAUGGUUUAACUGUAGACGAUUAUGAAUUAAUGACGAUGAUCGAUGCUGACACCAUAGUUGAUGAAAAUAGUUUAAAAUAUCUAAAAAAUUACAUCGAUAAUGAUGAUGACGUAAUCGGUAUAUGUGGUGAAGCACAAAUUGCUAAUAAAACCGCUAGCUUUGUUACAAUGAUACAGGUGUUUGAAUAUUACAUGAGUUACAAUAUGGGUAAACCAUUUGAAUGUUUAUUCUUAAAUUCACUAUGUUUACCAGGAUGUUUUGCAAUGUAUAGAAUCUAUGCUAAAAACAAACACAACAGUGAACUUCGUGUUCCAAUAAUAAUUGAUGAUUACGUAUUUACAAAUUAUUUCAGUGAUGAAAAUGACACUCUGCACCAAAAAAAUCUGAUAUUAGGUGAAGAUAGGUAUCUUACAACAUUGGUUGUGCGCUCAUUUCCUAGACGUAGAAUUGUCUAUUGCACAGAUGCAACUUGUCAAACAAUUGUUCCCGAAACUUUUUCAGUAUUACUAUCACAAAGACGUAGAUGGAUUAAUGGAACAAUUCAUAAUCAAUUAACAUUAUUGGCUUCGCCUGGUUUACCUGGCAGAUUUUGUUUCUCCGUGCAAUUCGUGAUGUUAAUGGAGCUAUUUGUAGUCGCCACGUUACCGUUUUCUUUGAUUUACUUUUUUGUGUAUUUUCUACAAAUCCUUUUGGCAGCUAAUCCAAAUCCAUUAGCGAUUAUUACUUCUAUUACUGUCUACAUGAUGAGUGGGAUUGUAUCUUUAUUUCGAUUAAGUAGUAUAAAAUGGUAUUUCGUUUAUCUGGCUUCAGUACCAUUUUGGAAUAUAAUCUUACCUUUAUACUCGUUUUGGUAUUUAGAUGGCACACAAAAACUUUCAAAGGUAAUAAAAAAUGGUGAUAACGAGGAGGAUGAUGAAAAUAAAGAAAAAUCAAAAACAAAAGCUGUAGAAAUCAAAACAAAAAAAUGGAUGGAUUGGCGAAUGGAUUACGUUAGAAAAAAUUAUAUAUUAUAA
Messenger RNA from Entrophospora sp. SA101, 3885 nucleotides. The record is from the annotation of a GenBank genome assembly. NCBI's taxonomy places the organism in Eukaryota, Fungi, Glomeromycota, Glomeromycetes, Entrophosporales, Entrophosporaceae.